Molecule: messenger RNA, 1073 nt
Organism: Elephantulus edwardii (Cape elephant shrew)
Lineage: Eukaryota; Metazoa; Chordata; Mammalia; Macroscelidea; Macroscelididae
Gene: EFNB1
Product: ephrin-B1
Exons: 5
Coding region: 1-1029 (342 amino acids)
Biological process (GO): axon guidance; ephrin receptor signaling pathway
Cellular component (GO): plasma membrane
Molecular function (GO): ephrin receptor binding
Source: RefSeq, a predicted model, not a curated record
AUGGCCCGGCCUGGGCAGCGUUGGCUUGGUAAAUGGCUUGUGGCGUUGGUCCUGUUGGCUCUGUGCCGGCUUGCCACGCCAUUCGCUAAGAACCUGGAACCCGUGUCCUGGAGCUCUCUCAACCCAAAGUUCCUAAGUGGGAAGGGCCUGGUGAUCUACCCGAAGAUUGGAGACAAGCUGGACAUCAUCUGCCCCCGAGCAGAACCAGGGCGGCCCUACGAGUACUAUAAACUAUACCUGGUGCGGCCUGAACAGGCAGCUGCCUGUAGCACAGUGCUCGACCCCAAUGUGCUGGUCACCUGCAACAGACCAGAGCAGGAAAUCCGUUUCACCAUUAAGUUCCAGGAGUUCAGUCCCAACUACAUGGGCCUGGAGUUCAAGAAGCACCAUGAUUACUAUAUUACCUCUACAUCCAAUGGAAGCCUAGAGGGGCUGGAGAAUCGAGAGGGAGGUGUGUGCCUUACACGCACCAUGAAAAUUGUCAUGAAGGUUGGGCAAGAUCCUAAUAUUGUGAUGCCUGAGCAGCUGACUACCCGCUGGCCUAGCAAGGAAGCAGACAACACUGUUAUGAUGGCCACACAAACUCCUCAUGGUCGGAACCCUUUAGGGAGCUCUGAUGGCAAGCAUGAGACUGUGAACCAGGAAGAGAAGAGUGGUGGCAGUGGCAGUGGGGACCCUGGCAGCUUCUUCAACUCCAAGAUGGCAUUGUUUGCAGCUGUUGGUGCAGGCUGUGUCAUCUUUCUACUCAUCAUUGUUUUCUUGACGAUUCUGCUACUAAAGCUGCGAAAGCGGCACCGAAAACACACACAGCAGCGGGCAGCUGCCCUUUCACUUAGUACGUUGGCCAGUCCCAAGGGGGGCAGUGGCACAACAGGCACUGAGCCUAGCGACAUCAUCAUCCCCUUACGGACUACAGAGAACAACUACUGCCCCCAUUAUGAGAAGGUGAGUGGGGACUAUGGGCAUCCUGUCUACAUCGUCCAGGAGAUGCCACCCCAGAGCCCAGCGAACAUCUACUACAAGGUCUGAGUGCCUGAUGUGGCCUUGAGCCUUAAAGGACAGAUGGCUUGGAC